GACAAUGUUACCGUGAAACAGACCAGCUUUACUUGUCAUCAUUUAGAACCUUAUAGUAAUGGCUCUGUGUCUAUAAGCGCAUUUAAAAACAGCAAGUGUGGGGAAGAAAUCUUUUUGGGAGAUCCAGUUAAAUACGUCUUUGAAACGAAUGCAUCAAAACCAGGCAACGUGACUGACAUCAAACUAAAAUGGCUGGCUGAUAAUGCUGUCAGUAUUGAGUGCAGUAUUCAAAAAGUGUAUGGAAGUGAAACAAAUUUUGUAUUGUCUUGGAAUUCCAGCACUGAGAGUGGUGAGAAAAAGAGUAAGAAUAAAUGCAAUUUUACAAUAAAAGAUCUCUCCUACUUGACAAAAUAUAUCUUUAAGAUCGCCGUGAAUAAUGGAAUGUAUACAGGAGACCCAUCAUAUAAGGAAAUAUAUACCAGAUAUAACUCAAGGGCCCUGAUUAUAUUCUUGGUGUUCUUGAUUGUUGUGACAUCAAUUGCUUUACUAUUGGUUCUGUAUAAAAUCUAUGACCUUCGCCAAAAAAAGCUUAGCAAUUCUUCUGAAGUCAUCAGCCUUGUAGGAGUUAAAGAUGAUGAAAGGCAGCUUUUGAACAUAGAGCCAAUACCUUCAGAGAAAUUGUUGGAGACGUACAAGAGGAAGAUUGCUGAUGAAGGAAGACUUUUCUUGGAUGAAUUUCAGAGCAUCCCAAGAAUUUUCACUAAAUUUCCAAUGAAGGAGGCCAAGAGGAGCCAUAAUCAGAACAAAAACCGUUACAUCGAUAUUCUACCAUAUGAUCAUAACCGUGUUGAGCUCUCUGAGAUUCCAGGAGACCCAGGAUCAGACUAUAUCAACGCAAGUUAUAUUGAUGGCUUCAAAGAACCAAGAAAAUAUAUUGCUGCUCAAGGCCCCAAGGAUGAAACCACGGAUGAUUUCUGGAGAAUGAUCUGGGAACAAAAAGCAACAAUUAUUGUCAUGGUUACUCGCUGUGAGGAAGGAAACAGGAACAAGUGUGCCCAGUACUGGCCAUCAAUGGAGAAUGGCUCUGCAACAUAUGGAGACAUUAUUGUGAAGAUCAACGAAAGUAAAAUGUGUCCAGACUAUAUAAUUCAGAAACUACACAUCACAAAUGGAAGAGAAAGAACAUCUGGAAGAGAUGUCACUCACAUUCAGUUCACCAGCUGGCCAGACCAUGGCGUUCCUGAGGAUCCACAUCUCCUUCUCAAACUCCGACGCAGAGUGAAUGCUCUCAGCAACUUUUUUAGUGGCCCAAUAGUGGUUCAUUGCAGUGCUGGAGUUGGGCGCACUGGGACCUAUAUUGGAAUUGAUGCUAUGUUGGAGGGGUUGGAUGCAGAAGGCAGAGUGGAUGUUUAUGGCUACGUUGUGAAGCUGCGCCGGCAGCGGUGCCUCAUGGUUCAAGUAGAGUCACAGUACAUCCUUAUCCAUCAAGCACUAGUGGAAUACAAUCAGUAUGGAGAAACAGAGGUCAGCCUCUCAGAACUACAUUCCUAUCUUAACAAUCUGAAAAGAAAAGAUCCUCCAAGUGAACCUUCUCUGCUGGAGGCAGAAUUUCAGAGACUACCUUCCUACAAGGGAUGGCGGACACAAAACACUGGGAAUAGAGAGGAAAAUAAAAACAAAAAUAGGAGUGCCAACACAAUUCCAUAUGACUUUAACCGAGUGCCAAUCAGGAAUGAAGAGGAACAAAGUAAGGAGGGCGAACAUGAUUCAGAGGACUCCUCAGAUGAGGACAGUGACUGUGAAGAAUCAAGCAAAUACAUUAAUGCUUCCUUCAUAACUGGUUAUUGGGGCCCAAAAGCUAUGAUUGCAACGCAAGGACCACUGCAGGAAACUAUCUCUGACUUCUGGCAAAUGGUAUUCCAAAGAAAAGUCAAAGUCAUUGUUAUGCUGACAGAGCUGAAACAAGGGGAUGAGGAACUCUGUGCACAGUACUGGGGAGAAGGAAGACAAACAUAUGAUGGCAUAGAAGUUCAAAUGACAGAUAUCAACUCUUGUCCUAGCUACACCAUACGCGCAUUUGAUGUCACACAUCUGAAGAGGAAAGAAACACAGAAGGUAUAUCAGUAUCAAUAUCACAAGUGGAAUGGAUUGGAUGUUCCGGAAGACCCCAAAGAUUUAGUUGAUAUGAUUCUAAGCCUUAAACAAAAAAUACCAUCCAGAGCAGCCUCUGAGGACAACAGGAACAACCGCAGCGUCCCACUUGUCAUCCACUGCUGUGAUGGAUCGCAGCAGACUGGUGUGUUUUGUGCUUUGAUGACCCUCUUGGAAAGUGCAGAAACUGAAGAAGUAAUAGAUGUUUUCCAAGUAGUAAAAGCUCUUCGUCGCAGCAGGCUGGGAGUGGUCUCUACCUUUGAACAUUACCAGUUUCUGUAUGACACCAUUGCUCGUACCUAUCCUGCCCAGAAUGGACAAAUAAAGAACAGCCAGCAGGAAGAUAAGGUUGAAUUUUGCAACGAAGUAGAGAAAAAAGAUCAGGAAACUGAUUUGAUCACUAUUGACCUUACUCCAUCAACUCCAGAGGAAAAUGAUGCUCUUGAAUUUUGCGAUGAUUUUAAGGCUGCAGAUACCAAUAAGGGGACAGAAAGUUCUACGAAUGGGCCCACAACUCCAGUUUUAACUUAGAAAUUUCUCUUAAAGUUAAGAAUGUAUUUUCGUACCAAACAAAUCUUAACCACAGUAAGAAACUUAUGAUUUUUUUCCCCCUCCCUUUUGGAGAACAUUUAUAUCAAAUUUUCAAAGGUACAAAUUUAAAGCAAUACUUGAAACUUCCAGAGAGUGACAAAGAACUGUGAAAGUUAAUUUUUUGUGUAGAUUUGCAUCUAAUACUUCAAAAAGCCUCCUCACUAUCUUUAUACUUCUCCAUUUUAAAAUAUGUACAGUGUAAUACUAUAUUCUUAUUUUGAGCAGUGGGAAGUUUUUUUCUUCACUUCUCUAAGAAGGAGAAAAGCAACUCAACACACCACGACAAGCAUGUUGCUAAUGCAGGUCUGUGUUUAAAGCUAUUAGCAAGUAGAGCAACAUAAUCGGUAAGCAUGCCUCCUAUCAUUUCAGGACUGCUGGCUAAGAACUGCUUUAAUAAUACUCUGAGGAAAUUGUGGGACUUUGCCAAACAGUUCAAGAGCAUAACAUUUACAUUGUGUGCCAGUUACCAAGAUUCUGACCCUCUAUCCUCCCAAAUCAACGUGGAACAGAAGUUUUGCAUUUUUCUAUCUUGCCUCAAGAUGUCCCUGUUGCUCCACAGAAAUUCAUUGGCAGUUUCAAUAUUAGACUCAAAGAAAGGUUUGAGAUUUAAAUGACUGCAACAGUUCUGACAGAAAAUGCAUUCUGUUUAUUCUUAGAGAUGGAAAUGCUUGCACAUUUAUUUCUUAUGCUUAUAUUCUGUGAUUUGAAGAGAAUACUUCCACAAAUGCACAUGACUUGUUUUCAGAGCUGGAAAAUACUUACAUGCUUUUCUCCAAACUGUAGAUUUUUAUUAGUACAGGGAUUUUAUUUUAUUUUUGAGAUUUUGUAUGUUUUAGCUAUGAUAAUUUCACUGUUUCUUGCUGCAUUUUAGCAAAUUAGUAAACAAAGAAGUAAUUGUUUUAUUGUGUUGAACUCUCUAAACCGGCCGUUUUCUUUUAAAGGCCCAAAAUCUUGUUCUAUCCAGCACAUGGAUUUAAAAAAACCGACAAAUUUCAUUAGGAAAAGACACCAUUAAAUUCUUAUGAAACUGUAUGAGCCUGGGUAUGUGUCAUGAUUCUCUCAUUACAGAUGAACAAAGCUGAUUUUCUUCUGCUGGAAGUAAUUAAAGAAACUGUCGCUCAACAGAUGUAGUGCCACUCCAUUUAUCACUGCAUGUUCAUAAUUUCUCCUUCAAAACAAAAUUGAAAAUAUCUGGAGAGCCAUGUAAACAACUGUGUGGGGACCAUUAGGUCAGGGACUGAACCAGUGACUGAGCAACUGGUGACAGGACAUGUCCCUGAGAGCACAGGUGCAAGCAAUUCAUCCAGGGUCCACCCCUCCCAAACCUCACUGAUGGGCCGGCAGCCAGAGGGAAAGCAUCUCUACUUGGAGAUGACUCUUUUUGGGAGUUUUCAGUGAGCUCUGAUCCUCGGAAAGGCGUAAACUAUUCCUUCUUUGUUACAGAUUCUGAUCAAUACCUUCCUCUGCUGAUCUGAAAUCUGUUCAAAAGGCAGUUACAUCUGCUGCCUAUCUUCACAACAGUAUAUACACUGUCACACUUCUUUGGUUAAAACAUUAGUUUAAUUUUGCCGCUAAUAUAAAUCAAAUAAUUCAUUCACAAUUAUCAGCUUGAUUAAGUGCAUCCUUGACAGUCUUGCUUAAGUAAGUGGCAGCAAUCACAGAGGCAGUGGAUUCUUCUCAGCAAUGAUCCGAAUUCUCUUUCCAGCUAACUCUGUGCUAAAUCAUUAACAAAGCUCUGGGGGCUUCUGUGAUGGCAGGUCUUGAGGAACACCUUCGGAAAUCAAAUGAGAAAAUAAAGAAGCCUGAGACACUGAUCUACUCACUGCUGAUCAUUGGAUGACAGAGAAUACUUCAUUUCUGUUUCUUCCUCUAAGAUCUGGUUGACAUAGAGCCUCUCUGGCUAUUUCAGGCAGUGUCUGUGCGCCGAGACAACGAUCUCCCUUAUUGGUAGGAAUAACUGCAAAUAUUUCCCAAAUCUUCACCCUGUGUAACUCUGGGGAUACUCAUUCAUAUUGGUUCUUUGAAAAACUGUUUGUCAGCCCUUCCAGCAACACUGGGGUUGUAAGCAUUCUGGAGCAUUUCAUUUUCGUUUGGAAGCUGUUUUCUAGGAGGAUUCUAAUUCUUGGCUACAGGAAAAAUAUCAGAAGUUUUCUUUGAGCUGAUUUUAGCACUUCGGAUCACGUUCUUUGUUUUGGAGAGCAAACCUCAGAAUAUGGAUUUUUUUAAAAAGUGCACAAAGAGUUGAUGAUUGAUUUGUGAAUGCAUUUUGAGUGAAGAAUUCUGAACGGUGUGAAAUUCUGCUGUAUGCACUUUCUUACUAGUCAUCAAGACAGGGAAACAGAGCCUUACGUUACAACUGUCCCCACAUGCUGAGUGGAAAUGUCUUUCAGAGUAUAAUUCCUGGGGGGUAAACUGAGCUCUUGGCUUUUAAUUAGUUUCAAAUUAAAUAAUGCUUCACACAAUUAAAUCUCAUAAAAUCCCAAUGUGACAAUUGAGAGAGCCUGUCUUAAUACAGUUUAGAAGUUCUGAUUGCUUGCAAGAUCUUGCUGUGCAUACACCAGGGUUGUAUGUCCACCAGAUGGUGACACAGUGUUUGUAGAGGAGUGUUUCAUAUGCUGGGACACUGCUUACAAACUCAUAGGGCUAAGCUAUGGGCAUAUUUGCAAGUCUUCCAGGAACCCAGUGAAGUGUAUUACAGGUUAGGCACAAAGCCCAGGCUAACAAGCUCUGCUCGUUAGGGAACUGACCUGACUUUGUUAAAGCAACAACUUCAUUGUAGUUGGCUGGAUAACUGGUACAGCCUCAAACCUGAGAAACAGUCAGGCAAAGUAUGAUGCAAAACUCUGUUGAUUUUCUCAAGUAGAGCUUAGCUGUACAAAAACUGGUAAUUGCUGCCUCCAACUAAAAGUUAGUUGUUGUUCAAAAGUAUUUUAUAAUCUGAAAUCUAGGCUAAAAAUAAGUAAGUGGCAAGUGUGCUGGGAGACAAGUGAAGCUAAUCAAGGGCUAAUGUGACCAAAGGGGCUGGAUUUCUGCUCAGUUUACUCUCUAGAAGCUGAUAGAAAGAUGGAAGAAUGGCAAUGCUGUGUUAGUGAAGCCAUGUGUGGGAAGAUGUCAGAGAGGAAGGGUCCCUGAGCCUUUAUAAACUUCUGCUUGCCGAGGUGAGUACAAUGGAGGAUGAGUCAUUCUCUUUUGUUUAGCUUUUUAUGUGUUUCUUGUGCCCUGUAAUGAACAAGGUAGUUACAGCAUAACCUUUUGCAGAGGCACUAUGUUAUGACCAACAGCUACAGCACAAUUUUUGAGAUGAAUGUUACCCAACACAGAAAUAUCAGUCCACUGAGUGUAGGACGCUGGCUCAGGCCAUGGUGGUUGGGGGCCACCUCUGAGAGGAUCACAAAGACUUGAUUGCUUUCCUAUAGCCUGCUCCCUCCCAUCCCAGCUUUAACUGCUGCGUUUGAGCCCUUCCAGGGUACUUUUGUACCUGCUGUUUUUUGCACCCAUGCUGCUGAAUAAAGCCAUGGUUUUUGAGCUUUGCUGCAAAACAGGGAAACUAGCUUAAAUCUUGUAUGAAAAGAACAGUGUGUCUGGUACAUCCCAGAGUUUCAUCUAGGAGCUAUGAAAGAAAGUGAAAUGCUAACAAUGUGACCAUUUGUUUGUGUGAGAUGACAGAGAGAGUAAGAAUGAAAAGUGGCUCAAGACAGGUGUUUUCAUUAAGCUGGAAAUUACACCCUUUUUAAAACAUUCCUCAGAAAAGCUCUUCAUUAGCAAUGCUUCUCUCUUACACAAGGCAUCUUGCUUUUGUACAGGCUGAGUGUUUUUUGACUCUGUACAUUCCCCAUAAUGCCUCUGAAAGAAUAUCAGAAAUUCCCUGAGGGCUCUGCAUAGCUGUACCACAGCCAUUUUUCCAUACAUACAGCAACAGUUUGCCAAGACCCAGAGUGCUGUGCUGAUUUCUGAUCACUUUCAAGGGGAAGCCAAACCAAAAGGAACUUUUCAGUCACAGUACAGCGCACUUCUGUGUGCAUCAGCUCUACUUCAGAAAAACAUAAUGCUUUUGAGGAAGAAUGGGACCCAGUACAUUAUAAACUUAUUGUAAGGUAUGCAUAAAAAGGCUUAUACAAAAGUUUCAUAAGUUGAUCUUUCAGUGCAAAUGAAAGCAAGACGACAACUUCUAAGCUAAACUUCUAAACUAAAUGAGUUUGCUUUGGACCACUUUUAGCAUUCAGCAUCACCUUUUUUUGUUCUGGAGAGCAUCCCUCCUGGCUGCCUGCCUGUGCCCCAGCCUGCUGCAUUUUCCUAGCUCACCCACCAGGCUGUGCUGGAAUUCCUCAAACACCUUUUGCUCUGUUCAGACAGCUCAGUUUCAAUGACCUGGAGCCACCUGGGGUAAUGAGGAUGACAUUUGUUUAUCCCUACACGUGGAUUAUGUCUGUCCAAGACCUGAUUAGAAGUGUACGUGCUGUAACUGAACCCUCCGAACUUAGCCUGCACUGUUUAGUUGUGGGUGUUAUUAAUUGCCUUAAAGUAGGAUUGCAUUCCCAACACAAAAUUCAAUGAAUUGUUGAUUUGGUAACUCCUCAGGCUGAAAAAGAAAAUAGGAAAGAAAGCAAUAAAAUUGUGUCUCUCUACUAACUUCUCUGUGGAGCAAUACAGCACAGAGACAAUACUGAAUUGUGUGACUGUUGAACUUUAGAAGAGUGGUUCUCUAAAGUGACUUUGCAAAAACUUAACUAGACGUGAGGUGCAAUAGAGUGUGUGCAUGCAGAGAAAGUCAGUGGUCGCAUCAGCAUUUACCAAGAAAUCAGUUCCCCUGCUGUUGCAAUGUAAGUCAUCUUUCAUGAUCUUCAACUGCAAAGAAAUAGGGUUAAAAAAAUGACAAUAGUAAAUUUUCACUCAAAAAUGAAGUUUGUGCCAAAUGCAGACAUUUAGCCAGAAAUGUUAGCUUUGAUUUAAAAAAAAUAAA
Molecule: messenger RNA, 7642 nt
Organism: Meleagris gallopavo (turkey)
Lineage: Eukaryota; Metazoa; Chordata; Aves; Galliformes; Phasianidae
Gene: PTPRC
Product: protein tyrosine phosphatase receptor type C
Biological process (GO): negative regulation of protein kinase activity; positive regulation of peptidyl-tyrosine phosphorylation; protein dephosphorylation
Molecular function (GO): protein binding; protein tyrosine phosphatase activity
Source: RefSeq, a predicted model, not a curated record